ACAUCUGAAGAGCGAGAUAUUUUACUAUCUGUUGGACAUUUAUUUCUGUUGCCUGUUGAUGAGCUGUGGAAAAAUGAAAUUUGGUUUGCAUCAUUCGAUAUUCCAAUCAUGAUGAAAAGCGGUCGGAUAAAGGUGUUCCCGAUGGAGCAAAGUCCAUCGAAUGAUUUUGUAAAGUUUUACAUUCACAAUGAAGUGCGUGCAGUUCACGGGUUACGUUUAACAAUGACAAUUUAUGGUGGUGUUGAAGUGAGCCUCCCUUAUGACAACGAGAAAUUUUUGUGGAGCUGGAACAACGGCCGUUUCUUGGACUGCCUCGGUAUGAGUAUACCCUAUGAAAUAACUGAAUCAGUUAUUCCGAAAAGAUUUGUGAAAUCUAUGAGCCAGUUUCGUGAUCUCGUUGAAAGCUAUGGAUCACAUUUGUUCCUUUUUGGUGGAACUCUACUCGGUCGGUUGCCAUUUCACUGUGUUAUAGAGCAUUUGAGAUUCUUGUUUCGUGCAAUAGAUUUGGUCUCUUUUGAUUUGCAAUACUUUGAGAGUGUUUUAACACAAAAAGAAUGA
This is a messenger RNA of Anisakis simplex (herring worm), 558 nucleotides long. The record is from the annotation of a GenBank genome assembly. Lineage: Eukaryota; Metazoa; Nematoda; Chromadorea; Rhabditida; Anisakidae.